CGUGGUCUUGAGCUGUGGGUGCUGUUCACGAAUUCUGCUCUUUGCUGGUCAUUUAAGGAAAGGUAUUUAUUGUAAAAACCAACCGAGAAAGUGCAUGUCAGGAGAAUGUCGCUCAGGAGCGCUUGCUCUCUUGAAACCCUAGCUUCUGGCUUCUGGCAAGCUUUCUUACCAAGUAAUAGUAAGUCUCGCCCUGCCAGGUAUCAGUUCUCUUCUGCAUCUAUGAAAAAUCUCUGCCAAGUGACUUUCCCGUUAUCUUUCUCCAUCUCUCCCUCACACAGCCUUCUCUAUGUAUUUUUUUCCCUGCUACUCGUGCCCGAUGUAACCCCUCUGUCCAUGCCUAGAGUUAUACCAUGCCCCAUGGCACAGACUCCCCUGCCCACCCCCUGUUUAACACCCAUGCCCAUGCCCGCUGUGUCGUUCUCUCCCCGGUUUUGCCCUCGCUGCAGGGAAAGCUAAGACACAUAGCAGACAAAGCGCAUCAGACGGCGGCCGCACGAGGACCGCGGGCACAGCGCGCGUCAGGGGUCCCACCAGAGGCGGAUUUAUGGACUUUACUUUCUAGAGUGCGGCGCGGCAAGGAUGAGAACCCAGCUGGUGUGUGUCAUGCUGCUGGCCUUGGCCUCCUGCAGCUUCUGCUCAGAUUCAGAAGAGGAAAUGAAAGCGUUAGAAGCAGAUUUAUUGACCAAUAUGUACACAUCAAAGAUUAACAGAGCAAAACUUCCUUACUGGAAAAUGACCUUGCUAAAUGUCUGCAAUCUCGUCAACAACAUAAACAACCAAGUGGGGGAUACAGUAGAGGUAGAUGAAGAGGAUCUCGUUUCAGGAAGACAGUUUCCUUCUGCUCUGGAUGGCUUCAGCUUGGAAGCAAUGCUGACAGUAUAUCAACUUCAAAAAGUUUGCCACAGCAGAACCUUUCAGCACUGGGAGUUACUUCAGCAAGAUGCUUUUGAUCUAGACAGCUCAAACCAAGACAAGGAAAUAAUGAAAAGGAAAAAUCCCUAUAUUCUGAAACGGCAGCUACAUGUGAACAAAGCUAGAAGACCAUACAUACUCAAGAGAAGUUCAUAUUACUGAUGCAGCAGAAGAAAAAAAUGUAUAUUUAGUUUCUAGGUUACUGUGUGUUAUGGUUAUCUUAUUUAAAUCUAAAAUCAUACUUGUGUGAAAAUAUAUUAUGGAAAAUCAUCAGGUUGAUAACAUAACUGUAUCUUUUUUGCAAUUGUUGUUUUGAUUGUGAUUUUUCCUACUUGAGAUUAAUUGGACCAAUACAUUUGCAAAUAAAUUAGUUUCUAAGCAUGAUGUAUUGUACAAAACUGAGAUUUCAAUGUAUUUCCA
Molecule: messenger RNA, 1332 nt
Organism: Neopsephotus bourkii (Bourke's parrot)
Lineage: Eukaryota; Metazoa; Chordata; Aves; Psittaciformes; Psittacidae
Gene: NTS
Product: neurotensin
Exons: 5
Coding region: 580-1074 (164 amino acids)
Cellular component (GO): extracellular region; axon terminus
Molecular function (GO): neuropeptide hormone activity
Source: RefSeq, a predicted model, not a curated record